AUGUUUUUCGUGGCUCGAACCUCCUUGCUCGUUUGCAUUUCUCUCGCAAUAGUCGUUCACGGACGAUCCCUUUCCGAGGAUUCCAACGGCAGCGAAAAUGACCUCAGCAUAUCCCCUGAGAACUCGACGAGGCGAUCUACCAGGAGCUUAUUAAUAGGUCACGGGAAUGGAAUUAUUCAUAAAGUGAUCGACAUUGUCUUAAAGCAUCACCAAGCGCCUAUUUUCAACAGCCCACCAGUUGGUGACGACGACGACUAUCCGGAUCGUAACCCGGGUAGCGAGGGAAAUGGAAGGAAGAACAACAAGGACCUCGAAGUCUCCUCGAAAAUCAAUGCUUGCUUUCAGAAUCAUGACCUCUGCGAGAACAUCAUCCCAUCAGGUGGAAGACUUGGACCGCUUUACAAUGACGGUGAUUGCCCACGAUACUCGUGUCGAUGCGAAAGAGAAUUUUUCGAUUGUCUCAAAAAGAUCGACUCUAUGAACUCAGAUGAGAUCGGAUUUAGGUACUUCAAUGUUUUGAGGCCUAAGUGCUACGCUAUAAUGCCUCCAAUGAUCGGUUGUGCACAGUUCUCCAGGUCUAACCCCCCUAAAUGCCUACUUUACGAACCAGGCACCGAACCAGGUAUGAAACUCCAAUGGGCUGACACCGAAGACUGGCUCGAAUGAGAAACGAAUUUUUUCACUGUGCUUCCCUCGCUGUUGUGAUCAUUGUAUUGCUACUGGAUGGACCCUGCACUCUGAAAUCGAAAUGAAAUAUAAAUUUUUCAUGACAUAA
This is a messenger RNA of Venturia canescens, 775 nucleotides long. Its product is annotated as phospholipase A2-like. The transcript has 4 exons. The record is from RefSeq and is a predicted model, not a curated record. Gene Ontology annotation, biological process: arachidonate secretion; phospholipid metabolic process. The coding region runs from base 1 to 666 and encodes 221 amino acids. NCBI's taxonomy places the organism in Eukaryota, Metazoa, Arthropoda, Insecta, Hymenoptera, Ichneumonidae.